AUGGCUAUCAAUCCAAAGGUCCUCAUACCGUUCCUGGUGGCCAUGAUGUUGGUGACUGGCGUGUGCAAUACACUCCUCACCAAGUAUCAAGACAAUGUCUGCGUUCGGAAUUGCGACGACCCAAAUCCUAAGAAACGAGCAUUAUUCGAACAACCAGUGAUACAGACGGCCCAAAUGUUUAUCGGAGAGAUGGGUUGCUGGCUCUUCGUCGGUGCAUUUUCUCUCUACAAUCGUUAUGUCGCAAAGAACCCAAAGCCCGAAGUGGAUGGUUAUGAAGCAGUUGAUACAUAUGAAGAAGAGGCCGCGGAUAAUGAUGGUGCCAGUAUCAUGUCAAGCUCUACUGCAAAGGCAUUGGCAAUGAACGCGGAGGACAGACUACCGUUGACGGGUUGGAGAGUGCUUCUGUUGGCCUUGCCGGCUAUCUGUGAUAUCUGUGGAACGACUUUGAUGAACGUCGGUCUUUUGUUUGUAGUGCCCUCGAUUUACCAAAUGACUCGAGGGGCUUUGGUACUCUUUGUUGGGGUCUUCAGUGUAGUAUUUCUGAAAAGAAGACUUCACUUAUUUCAAUGGUUUGCUUUAGUGACCGUUGUCCUUGGAGUCGCUAUUGUUGGUAUGGCCGGAGCCCUCUACAAGGAUGACAAAGCUGCACCAUCCUCAAUAGCGCUCGCCCAUGAAGCACUCAAACUAGCAGCUAGGGAGGCUAGAACGCCGGAAGCCCUACGCGCCAUAAUUGGUGUAUUUCUGAUAGCUGGCGCCCAGAUCUUUACUGCUUCUCAGUUUGUCUUGGAGGAAUACAUUCUAGAAAAUUAUGCCCUCGAACCUCUUAAAGUCGUUGGAUGGGAAGGCCUCUUUGGGUUUGGGGUCACGGUUAUCGGUAUGGCCGUUCUCCAUCUUGCAGUCGGUAGAACUGCAGCAGGAAGAUAUGGAUACUUUGAUCUUGUUGAAGGAUGGAGACAAGUUACACAUUACAAAGCCAUUCGGGUUUCAAGUGUACUUAUUAUGAUCAGCAUCGGUGGUUUCAAUUUCUUUGGACUUUCUGUAACGAGAACAGUUAGUGCCACAUCGAGAUCCACCAUCGACACUUGUCGUACGCUUUUUAUCUGGAUCGUAUCACUGUUCUUGGGCUGGGAAACCUUCAAGUGGUUGCAGGUUCUUGGAUUCGCAUUACUCGUUUACGGUACCUUCCUGUUCAACGACCUUGUCCGACCUCCUAUGAAAUCAUGCAUUGUACGUGAUGUUGAUGAGCUCUUGCCAGAAGAACCCAUUGAACAUUUGUAA
Sclerotinia sclerotiorum 1980 UF-70 is the source of this 1278-nucleotide messenger RNA. RefSeq lists its product as hypothetical. The transcript is spliced from 5 exons. The record is from RefSeq and is a predicted model, not a curated record. Gene Ontology annotation, biological process: pyrimidine nucleotide-sugar transmembrane transport. Gene Ontology annotation, molecular function: pyrimidine nucleotide-sugar transmembrane transporter activity. Lineage: Eukaryota; Fungi; Ascomycota; Leotiomycetes; Helotiales; Sclerotiniaceae. The coding region runs from base 1 to 1278 and encodes 425 amino acids. Gene Ontology annotation, cellular component: intracellular membrane-bounded organelle; Golgi membrane.